Molecule: messenger RNA, 3908 nt
Organism: Cucurbita moschata (crookneck pumpkin)
Lineage: Eukaryota; Viridiplantae; Streptophyta; Magnoliopsida; Cucurbitales; Cucurbitaceae
Product: myosin-11-like
Exons: 12
Coding region: 214-3306 (1030 amino acids)
Source: RefSeq, a predicted model, not a curated record
UAACACUCAGAAGCUUCUCCUUUUUUUUUUUCUUUCGCUUUAAUUUUUUUCCCUGAAUGAGGACAGUGAGAGAAUCUCUCAGAUCUCCCGAUUCCAUCAUCCCAUAAUCUUCUUCCAUUGUUGUUCUUCAAUUUCAGCAAUGAGGUUGUGGUCGCUGCUUGAAUUUCUGCUUUGAAGCGGUUUCCGGCGGGAGUUUUCCGGAGAUAGGCGGAGAUGUUUAAGUCGGCGAGAUGGAGGAGUGAGAAGAAUAAGGUUAAGGCGGAAUUUAAGUUGCAGUUUUAUGUUACUCAGGUUUCACAGUCAGUGGUGGAUGCACUGACGUUAUCCGUGGUUCCUGGAGAUGUGGGAAAGCCAACUGCAAGACUGGAUAAAGUCACAGUUACUGAUGGGAGUUGCAAAUGGGAAACUCCAGUUUAUGAAACAGUCAAGUUCGUGCGGGACACAAAAUCUGGGAAAAUCAAUGAGAAAACCUAUUACUUCCUCGUCUCAAUGGGACGAGCAAAAUCAAGGGUUCUUGGGGAGGUUUCUAUCAACUUAGCUGAUUAUGCAGAUGCCACGAAAUCUUCUUCUGUUUCUCUUCCCCUAAAGAAUUCCAAUUCUGAUGUGGUUUUGCAUGUUUUGAUACAGAAGCUGCAGGCUAAAAUUGAGCCAAGAGAGGGGGAAGAUUUUGACAAUGUCAGCAUUGGAUCUCAGGAAACGAGCUUGAAAUCAUACUUGAGCAAUGGUGAAGUAGAUGAAAGCAUUAAAAGCAAUUGUACUGAAGACGAGCAGAUUAGCAAGAGCCCUCAUGAUUUUGAACUAAAUGGUGACUGUAGAGAAUCAAGUGGAUCUGAUAUUACAUUGUCAAGUUCUGAGAGCAGCUCUGGAUUUGAUACUCCACGAGAACAUCAACCUGUUAGUUUAUCAUCACUUCCUCGCACACCAGUGACAUCCCUUUCAACAACCACUAACAAGCAGAAUCAAAGAUCACAAUCAAUAUGGCCCCUUGGUUCCGAUCAUGGAGUAAGCAUAGAUGAAUCAUCAGAUGACAUGCCUCCCUUAGAUAGUUCUGGACCAGUAAUGCGGUCUGAAGAAAGAGUUGUAAAUAUUGAGAUUGAAAAGCUCAAGGCUGAGCUUGUUGGCUUUUCCAGGCAGGCAGAAGUUUCAGAAUUGGAAUUGCAGACACUUCGAAAGCAAAUUGUCAAAGAAAGUAAAAGGGGUCAUGAUCUGUCUAAAGAAGUUGUCAUUUUGAAAGAGGAGAGAGAUUCACUCAGGGAGGAAUGCGAGAAACUCAAAUCCAAAUCCAAAAAUAAAAUGGAGUUGGAGGGUAAGAAAAUAGAGGCUCUUCUGGAAGAAACGAAGGAAGAACUAAACCAGGAAAAGGAAUUAAAUGCCAACAUUCGCCUACAACUCCAGAAGACCCAGAAAGCUAAUGAUGAGUUGAUUCUUGCGAUGCGAGACCUAGAGGAAAUGUUAGAGCAGAAAAAUGGUGCAAGAGUCCGUCUCUAUGACAGAUCAAGAUUUUCUGAGAAUGCUGAAGAGUUCUAUAAUACCAUCUCCAAGUGUGAAUCUGAGAACGAUGAGGAGCAGAAGGCAUUGGAAAAUCUUGUUAAGCAGCAUAGUGAUGCAAAUGAAACAUAUCUUCUGGAACAAAAGGUUGUUGACCUAUAUAGUGAAGUAGAAUUCUACAAGAGAGAGAAGGAUGAAUUAGAAAUGAUUAUGGAACAACUAGCACUUGACUAUGAAAUACUGAAACAGGAAAAUCAUGGCAUGUCAUAUAAACUGGAGCAAUGUGAACUGCAGGAGAAACUUGACAUGAAAGAAGAAUGUACGCCCUCAGCAACCAUAGUAGAGAUGGAAACACACAUAGAACACUUGGAUAGGGAACUUAAGCAGCGGUCAAAAGAAUUCUCUGAUUCUUUGAGCACCAUAAAAGAACUUGAAGCCCAUAUCCAGGCCUUGGAGGAAGAGCUGGAGCAGCAAGCUGAAAAUUUUGUAGCUGAUCUAGAAGAUAUCACAUGUGCUAAAAUUAAGCAGGAGCAAAGAGCCAUCCUAGCAGAGGAGGACUUGAGGAAGACAAGGUCGAGAAAUGCUAGUACAGCAAAAAGGCUUCAAGAAGAACUCAAACGGGUUUCUUUGCAGAUAGUCUCGACAUUUGAUGCAAAUGAGAAGGUAGCUGCUAAAGCAGUGGCAGAAUCUAUCGAGCUGCAACUGCAGAAGAUUCAAUUAGAUGAAAAACUUGUGUCUACUAAUAAAGAGCUUCAAUCAGUUAAGGAGGAGUCUGACGCUAAGCUCCGUGAACUCUCAAACCUGGUAGAUUUGCAAACAAGACAGAUCGAACAGAUGUUUUUAGAACUUCAUACAAAAUCUAAGCUGCUUGAUCGACAGGAGGUUCAAAAAGAAGUUUGUGAAUCUCUCUCGAGAGAGAUUUUGUUACUCAAGUAUGAAAUUGAAAGGCUCACAAGAGAAAAUAGCUCUCUCAAGGAAAGAGAGAGCUUGAACCAGAUCAAAAACAUGGAAAGAAAUGAACUGGUAACAACCAUCGCUUUGAUUAUGAAAGAAGGCGAAAAGUUUCAAAACGAGUUAAAUAGAAGAAGGCAUCAGAAUGUUGAAUAUGAGAUAUCAAUGGGAUGUCUACAAACAGAGUUGGAGGUGCUUAGAGAUCACUGCAGUGACUUAAAACAUUCUUUGGUCGAAGGGGAGAUAGAGAAAGAUAAACUUAGACAUCAGGUCUUUCAGCUAAAUGAUGACCUGAAGAAGGUGAAAGAAUUCAAUGGUGUUGACAUGCUCUGGUACAGCGAUGAACACACAGCAGCCUGUGAUGUUGUUGAAGCUUUUACAGAAAGCACUAAGUCCACUUCUUCGGAAAGUAACCCAAAGGAGGUCGCUGCUCUAAAGGGGAAAAUUGAGUUGCUUGAGAGAAAGAUAAGUUUGAAAGAAGACGCCAUAGAAACUCUAGCUAGUAAAAUUUCCGAAAAGGUGAUGGAUUUUCAGCUCACAAUUGAAGAGUUAGAAAGCAAAUUGGAAGAAGUUGUUCCUAUUAGCAAAAUUCAAGAGGCAAAUAACCAAGGUCAAAGCAAAAACACUUCAUCAUCCAUUGAAUAUGGAAAUGGCGUGUCAGUUGGGAGGAAUGAUAUAAUUUCAUCAGAGACCGACAAACUUGACGACAGUGACAACAAUUGUGACAAAUUUUCGACAGAAUUAGCAGUAUUAAGGGAAAGAAACAAAUCAAUGGAGAGUGAACUAAAGGAAAUGCAAGAGAGAUAUUCAGAGAUAAGUCUCAAGUUUGCAGAGGUAGAAGCAGGAAGUUGCAGUUGGCAGAAUUGAAGCCUUUGGACAUUGUCAGAUAAAUGCAGUGUAGAAGAUUUCAUGAGUGAGCUUUACAGGUAUACAAAAUGAAUUAAAUUACAUACUUUUCAAUGGCUGCUCUAAUUCUCUUGAAAGAAUUGAAGGGGGAAAAUACAGGAAAAGAUGCUGCAGGUAGAGUUGGUCAAGUAGCCGGUUAAUUUGGGUCCACUUUGCAAGUUUGGCUGCUGAAUUGUUCCAGGUCUGUUUGUGAUGAUUAUCAUUUGGUGGAAUAUUGAAUUUUACGCGAACAUGGAAAUUCAACGAAUAUGAGGUAAGGAAUCGAACUUAAUGAAUCAUUACUCAUAAUGUAUGCUAAUAGAACUAUUUUUAAUUUGAAACGUCGAUUUUAAGUGUGAAACAACGUAAUGUUGAACAUAACCAAACAUUUUUUUAUAAUUUAAUCGAGAUAAAGUUAUAUAGUUUAUAUAAAGUAUCUCGUUAAAGGUCUCAGAUAAUGACCUAAUUUCUAUAACAUAAUUAGCUUGGAAAUGCUAAUGUCACUUUAUGCACGAUAGGAAGGCCUUUCAACAUAAGGUGUAUAUCACUUUCAUACGCAUAAUUUCAUAUACAAUACUUUUGUA